This is a messenger RNA of Vanessa tameamea, 1352 nucleotides long. RefSeq lists its product as uncharacterized. Gene Ontology annotation, molecular function: protein binding. The transcript has a single exon. The annotation marks the transcript as partial. NCBI's taxonomy places the organism in Eukaryota, Metazoa, Arthropoda, Insecta, Lepidoptera, Nymphalidae. The record is from RefSeq and is a predicted model, not a curated record.
CUAAACACUCAUCUGUGGCCUUUAUCUGCUGUAAAAAAGAGAAGUCAUUCUCAUAUAAAACCCAUAAAAAUGAAUGAAAACGAAACCUACUACAUGGAAACAUCGCCGACAGAAAUUUUGAUUUACAUUUUUACAUUUCUUUCACCGAAAGAACGAGCAAAAUGUUGUCAAGUCUGCUGGAGAUGGAAGCGUAUCGUCGACAAUCUAUCCAAAAACGAAGGGUUGUGGCUCAAACAUUGCAAGAAAGAUUUUAAUGACAUUUAUUCAGUAGCAUAUUACAAGCGAGUGCCUGGUCUAACCUGGUUUCACAUCUACAGAUCGUUAACGCUCUGGUCGAAGUUAAACAAAGCGAAUGAAUCGAUGGACGAGUUCGCAUCCGCAACGGGCUGUAUGGACGAGAUACGAGACUUCCAAAUACUAAGACAUGGUCUAAUCGGAGUUCACACACGAGGAGCGAUUACUUAUUACGAUUUGGACACACUAAAACUAUCCAGAAGAACAUCAAUAACAGGUAAUUAUCUACGUUACGUUGAAAACGACGAUACUAUAAUAAUACUAGGGUACAAUCUAAAUUUAUUCGUUGUUCGAAAACUUAUAACUGAUACGCAUUACGAAACUGAUGUGACAUUUGGAAACGUAAAAACAUUUCUCUUGGCCGACGAAGAUUUGUUCUAUGUAACGUUAACCGAUGAAGUUUUCCUAUGUAAGUUACAGGAUGACCAAUUAAAAUCUGUGCUACUCAACCAAGCCAAUAGCAGUAUAAUGUCCGUUGGUUAUCACAAAGGAAACAUUAAUUUACUUACAUUCCAAAGAGAUAUAUUUACAAUUGUCGGCAAUGAAUUGAUAUACCGGAGCACCUUAGAUACGUCAACAAACUUGUUACAUGAAUUAAAAAAGUACAAUUUCCUCGAGAACCUAGACUGGCGAGUAUACUUUCAAUGGAUGUAUGUUUUGAAACAUACAGUCCCAGAAGGUCCGUUACGUGAUAUUAUAAUUAUUAAAACAUACGGAGAAGCAGUGUUUGUUGGUUCCAAUUGGGGUGUUUUCCGUAUUUACUAUGCUCCUUAUAAUAAUGAUGAAUUUGAUCUAUUUAAUUCGGAACCAAUAAAACAAUUUAAUUUUAUGGAGCGCUGUGACUGCCCAGUGCUGUCUAUGUGCCCAAUAAUACGGAUAGAUGUUAUCGAAGGGGAAGAUAGCCAUAUAAUUUUAAUCGCUAUGCCAAAGAAAAUUGCUGUUAUAACAUACAUACAUAGUUUCAAAGAAACAACAAUGGGGACAAUGUUGCCCUAUCAAGAUGUACAUAAAAUUAAAAUACUUAAUAUUUCUGAGUGAUACUUCAAAAGACAUUUUAU